ACUUGUCAGUAAGUUAAUUGGUACCAAUGAGAGUGCACGUAAUGGUCAGUGCCACAGGUCAUCGCUGACGCAACUCUCCUGUCUCUAUUCACCCGGAACCAGCCGUCCCUAAAAGCUCCAACGAUUGUCGCGACUGGGUCAUUCCGGAGUCAGAACACCCGCAGAGAGACAGAGAGAGAGAGAUGUGUACGUUGGAGAAAAGAGGCAAGAUCUUCAUCCUGACGCUAACGGGAGCAGGUGAACACCGCCUAAAUCCCGUGCUUCUUGAUGCGGUCCAGUCUGCUCUGCGCCCCGUCCGAGACGAGUCCAUUUCCUCCCCAUCUUUGGCUCUAAUCACCACCGCCCAAGGCAAGUUCUUCUGCAAUGGCUACGAUCUUGACUGGGCCCGGUCCUCUCCAUCUCGCACCGAACUCAUGAACUCAAAACUCCAAUCACUUAUUGCCGACCUCAUCUCGCUCCCCAUGCCCACCAUCGCAGCCGUCUCUGGCCACGCCUCAGCCGCCGGCUUCAUCCUCGCUCUGAGCCACGACUACGUCCUUAUGCGUAAAGACCGAGGCUUCCUUUACAUGAGCGAGCUCGAUAUUAACCUGGUAAUUCCGGCUUGGUUCAUGGCUCUAAUUGAGUGCAAGAUCGGCUCGCCGUUGACUCGGCGUCACCUGGUUUUAACAGCGGCUAAGGUGACGGCUAAGGAAGCCGUGGAGAAGGGUAUUAUCGACUCGGCACACGAUAGCGUGGAAGAGACGGUUAAGGCUGCGUUAAGGUUAGGGGAGGAGUUGGUGGGAAGGGAAUGGGAUGGACACGUGUACGCUCAGAUUCGAAUGAAUCUGUUGGCUGGGGUCUUGGAUGAAAUCGCUGCGAGAAGAAGCACUCGAUCGCGAAUGUAGACCGGACCCCUCAUUGCCGAUUCUUGCUCACAUAUGAUGCAGUUCUUCUUGUGUUUUCACCUGUGUUCUUUUUGGCUUGUGGGAAUAUUUAUUUUUGUUAGUAAAUAUGUAGUCAUUUGAUGUCUUGUGGUUGGGGAUUGAACUGAAUUCGACGUUAGACAUUUCACAAGUUAAGUUGUCUAUGCUUGUAGCUCAUCGACCCCGAUGGCCGGGAUGAAUGUCCAUUUGAUUCCAGAAUUCCGUA
Molecule: messenger RNA, 1128 nt
Organism: Carya illinoinensis
Lineage: Eukaryota; Viridiplantae; Streptophyta; Magnoliopsida; Fagales; Juglandaceae
Product: enoyl-CoA delta isomerase 1, peroxisomal-like
Exons: 1
Coding region: 183-884 (233 amino acids)
Biological process (GO): fatty acid beta-oxidation
Cellular component (GO): peroxisome
Molecular function (GO): delta(3)-delta(2)-enoyl-CoA isomerase activity; enoyl-CoA hydratase activity
Source: RefSeq, a predicted model, not a curated record